Bursaphelenchus okinawaensis is the source of this 6109-nucleotide messenger RNA. The record is from the annotation of a GenBank genome assembly. Lineage: Eukaryota; Metazoa; Nematoda; Chromadorea; Rhabditida; Aphelenchoididae.
AUGUCGGACGACGAAUCUUGUCAACGAAGAUCUUCCAGAAGGCCUGUCAAUAAGGUUAAGGAUGCCAAAACUAGUGCCUUGGAGAGGCUGAAGGAGGCCAGGAGAAGCGGAAGAGCUUAUCGCGAACGGGUAAGGUCUAAUAAACAGCAAUCUUAAUUCAUUUUAUGCCUUAAACAAGAAUUUUGACAAUAUUCCAAGUUUCAUAAUUUAAUUUUUUCAAAAAUAGUGUUGUAGUUUAUGUAAAUUUUAUGGUUAUAGGUAGACGACAUUGUACAAGAUGUCUUGGUGGAUGUGGACGAAGAUGAAUACAACAGAAUGUAUAGGGCUUCAGACUUUGUAGACGACGAUGAUGGAGCCGGUUACGCUGAUAGUGACGAGGAAGAAGUGGCAACUUCAUCAAAGGAGAAGAAGAAGGCGGCCAAGAAGGAGCAGAAGAAGGACAAGAAGGCUGGGGAUAUUACUCGAUUUUUAAGGCCUGAUGCUAAACUUGUUGAGGUAUGUUCUUAACUUAUUUGAUUUAUAUUUAGGUAUUUUCAUAUCCCAAUAUCAGCAAAGCGUUACUUUUUAAUUUUUAGAGAGCACCUACAACUUCUCAAGUUGAUGACGAUACAGCUUUGGCUGAAGCGUUGGCUCAGCUUGAAGAAACGGUUGACGAUGGUACUCAGGUCUUGGAUUUUUUCACUGAAGAAGCCGUUUCAGCUCCAGAACCCGUAACGGAGUGGAACGAUGAAGAAGAUACUGUUACAAACGUUCCCGAAGUCUUUAAACCGUAAGUUUUCAAAAUAUGAAAUAUAAUAAUUUAUAGAAAAGUGAAUUAAUUCAAAAGAUUUUAUUCUUGAUAUAGAGGAUCUAUAUUUCUUUUACUUUUGCGUUUAGAGCUACAAUUAAAAGGGUUCGACGAAUGUCAGAUGACGAUUUUACUGCCAAAGUAGCGAAGAUAGAUGAAAAGACAACAUUGAAGACUGCAAGGCAAAAUGAAUCGACUUUUACUGCUUCAACUCACGACAAAACUUUAGUUUCUGACACCAAGAACACUUUAAAAGAUGUUAAAAUUAAAGAAACUUUGAAUAACGUUUCUAAACCAGCUUUUGAUGAUGUAGAAGAUAGCUAUGAUAACGGAAUUAAUGAUGAUAAUGAUAUUAGCAUAAGUCAAGAUGUAGCGAUGGAGGAAGAUAUGUUUGAUCACACAACUGUAGUAGAAGAUGUUUUGGAAGAAGAGGAAGAACAAUUUUCUUCAGACAAUGGAGCCAACUUGAACUUCUACUGUUUAGAUUUCUACGAGAACAAGGGAUCGGUGUUUAUGUUCGGGAAGAUGGGGACUCAAUCUUGUUGUGUUGAGGUCAAGGGGAUCGAGAGGAUUGUCUACUUUGUGCCUAUUCAGGUGAGCAAUUGCUGUUAUUGUUCAAAGUUUAGGUAUAAUACUGAAAGGAGUGGUUUUAAUUUAAUAUUGUCUUAAUUUAAUAUUGCUUUACAUUUUUUAGGAAGAACUUGACGACCUGAAGCGAGAAGUGACAGAAGUGUUGAGAAAGAGUGGCAUAAGUCAAUUCAGAAGCAAAGAAACGGUGAUUAAGUAUGUACCAGAUGGAGACGACAUUGAUAAAGAGAUGAAGGUCUUCAUGGUUGCUUAUGAUGUAUGUUUAUAUUGCUUUAGUAGCAAAACGUGUAACUGAAAGCUCAAAAAUAUAGAGAUUAAACUUUUAACUUGAUUAAGUGGAAUAACAAUCAUUGUUCAGGGUUCUUUGCCAGCUUUGGACAUUGACUUAACUGGAAAUUACUUUAAACGAGUCUUAAACACAUCUUCAUCACCUCUGGAACGACUUUUAAUGGAAGCCAAACUCAAAACACCUUGUUACCUAAAUAUCGCCAAUUCUGGUAAGUUUACUGUAAAGAAUAUGGUAGUCGUUAUCUAUGAUGACAGUAAUAUACUUUUAUUUAUAUAGUCUUACAAAUAUCUUAUCAAGCUAAUGUCACCUAAAUUUACAGAAAUUGUGGAAAACAAGAAGUCGAAUUGUGAAGUUGAGUAUACGGUGAACAACAAGAACCUGAAGAACGUUACGAUGUCAUCGUCUACAAAAGCUCCACCGAGGAUUCGGAUGUUGGUGCUUUAUGCUGUUACUGCUUUGGUACCAUCAGGACAAAAAGAGGUGAGUGUAAUUUUGUUGUAGUUGAUUCUGGUGUUUAGAUCGUGGCUUUAUCUGCCUUGUACAAGAAGAACGCAUUCAUUGAAAAGCCAAACGAAAAGAGUCCCGGAGGCUACGAAAUCUUAAAUUGCAAGUCUUAAAGGAGUUACUAUAAUAUAAUGUUAUCAUUAACCUAAUAUAAAUUUUGUUUUUAUUAUUUUGUAACGCUAUUUUUGAUGAAAUAUGUUAUAGAUUGACUAAAUCUAAUAUUGUAUUUUAGUUAUUGCUAAACCCACCAAAGGUACCCUUCCAAUAGCCUUGAACGACGUUCUCAAGCAGAAGAACAUGACUGAUAAGGUGUUUAUCCAGCAGAACGAACGAGCUCUGUUGGCUGCUUUUUUGGUCAAGUUCAAGGAAAUGGAUCCUGAUCUUGUUGUUGUAAGUCGAAAUUAACAUUUUUAAAAAUUACUUUUUUUUAUUUUUAAGUUACAGUAGGAAUUAUUACGGUAGAAACGAGUGUAAUAAAUUAAUGAUAUGUUAUAGAUGCACGAUGCUGAAGAACAUCUGGAGUUUUUGAAGAACAAACUGACGAAACACAAGAUAUCAACGUACAACUUUUUGAGUAAGAUGAAGCGCCUUCUGCCUAUCGACAAGAUCAAGAAGUACAACAUGAACGUUCUCACAGCUGGUCGAUUGAUUCUUUGUUCAAAGUAAGUUUUUUUAUUUAAUUUAAAAGGGGUUAGACGUUAUUAAUACGCAUUUGUUUUUGGUAAGUAUCUUAAAUUUUAACUUCAAUUUUGUGAAUAACAAGUGUUGUAACGUUAUGUAAUGUUGGUUAUAAUACAUACAAUAAUAUAAUACAAUAACUUAAAACAUUUUUUAGGACAGCCGCCCGUGAAUUGGAUAACAAAUGUAAAAGUCAAGACAUGGACGACUUGGUUUUGUCACUUCUAUUACCCAAUGAUGCCAAGAUCAGUCGAAGGCCGUUAAGUCCAGAAGAGCUUCUGGAGCCAUUCUUCUCCGCCAAAGGAUUACCGGCCUUCUUCAAGCUGUUGAAGUUCUGCUGGUACGAAGCCUACCUUUCUCUUCGUGUUAUUUUACAAUUGAAUGCUUUGCCUUUAUUUGUCAGAAUCACAAAGAUUGUUGGUGGUAUUAUGGUAGGUCUUGGUGUAUAUAAAGUUUUUUUACGAUUUAUGUUGCAUAUAAGACAGAAAAACACACCGGUAUUUUUGUGAAAUACAACUUUUCAGUCGAGAACACUAACUAGAGGAAGAGCUGAUCGUAACGAAUUCUUGUUGCUGCACGCCUUUCACGAUCGUGGUUAUGUUCCGUGGGACAAGAAGAAGUCUGGAGGCAAAGAUGACGAUAAGUCUGUGUAUCUUGGUGGUAAAGUGCUGGAACCUGUUAAAGGGUUGUGCGAGAACUUUGUGCUUCUACUGGACUUCAACUCGCUGUAUCCGAGUAUUAUUCAGGAGUACAACAUCUGUUUUACCACCAUCGACAAGUGUUAUCUGGAUCGGGUAAGUUUUUUAAUAGAUAUGUUGUUUACAAAUGGCUUUGUUUUAUGUUUUUAGUAUUAUUUUAUUAGUCUUAUUACAUUUUAUUUAUUUUUAUUGUGUUUUAGACACCAGAGAAUGUUCUUGAUUCAAUACCUGCCAAGGACAUUGAGCAAGGUAUAUUGCCAAAAGAGAUUGGAGAAUUAGUGAGAAGAAGAAGAGUCGUUAAGAGUGAGAUGAAGACAACUACAGAUCCUGACAAGUAUCUUCAGGUAACUUUAACAAAUAUAUACAGUAAAACUCCUGUAUAACGAGCAAUUUAGGAAUCUUUGAAAAACACUUUAUACAGGAGUUCCACUAAAAUUGCUACAUAAUUAUAUAUGGCUUUUAUAAGUAACCGAUAAUGGUAAUUCUACUACUUAACAGUGUUCAGUACAUUACUGAUUAUUUUAGUUGGACGUAGAGCAACUUGGUCUCAAACUGACCGCUAACAGUAUGUACGGAUGUUUGGGAUUCAAAGGUUCCAGAUUCUACGCCAAGAGCAUGGCUUUAAUGAUCACGGUAAAAGGCAGAGCUCUUCUCGACAGAAAUGCCGAGAUGGUGAACAAGAUGGGCUACCCGGUGCUUUAUGGAGAUACCGACUCCAUCAUGAUCAACUCCCAAUUGGACAAACAUUCCGAAGCCAAGGAGUUGGCCUACAGGAUAGCCAAGGACUUGAACGGACCUUUUAAAUACGUGGAAAUGGGGGUAGAUGGCAUGUUCAAGAAGUUGUUGUUGCUCAAGAAGAAGGCGUACAUGGCGUUGACCAUGGUUAACAUGAACGACCCCAACACCGUCAAGAUGGAGAUCAAGGGGUCACAGCUGGUGAAGAGAGACUGCAGUGAAUUGGUGAAGAAGAUCUGUCGCCGAGUCCUGGGCAUAAUCAUGGGGUCAGCUGAGGUUGAUACCAAGGUAACGGAGGUCAUAAAUGUUUUGUCAGAAUGGAGACGGAGGCUGUUUGCUGGAGAGUUCGAACUCUCGGACUUUGAGAUCUACCAACAGUUGAACAAGGAUGUCAGUGAGUACAAUGACAAUGGGUUGUUGGUCAACCUGGCCAAGAGGUUAAAUCAAAGUGGCAAGUACAAUUUGAAAAAGAAUGACAUGAUACGGUAUAUCAUCUGUGAGGUAGGUAGAAGUUUGAUGUGGAAUGUUAUCUUGGAUAGAUACUGUCCUAUCUUGGUUAUUUUCAUAAUGGCAAUUGAUUCUAAUUCACGAUGAUAAUUGAUUCUAGGAUGGCAGUACUUACAGCGACUCGAAACGAGCCUAUCAUACUGAUGAAGUUGAGGCCGCAUUGAAGAAGGUUCCAGAAAAGGCAGAUACUGAUGAUAAGGAGAACGUGAAACCAUCAGAACCUAACCUUAAAAUAGGUAUGGCAUUAAGAUCUAUAAAGAAAUCGUGCUUUAAAUAUUAAUUAUAAGAUGUAUAUGUUAUUUACGUUUGGAAAUGUCGUUAAUUUCAGAUUACAUGUACUACGUUGACAAGACCUUCACUUUUGUCAAUGGUAUUUGUGAUGUGAUUGAAUGGCUAGAUCAAGAAAGGAUUGUCACGGCUUUGGGAAUGGAUGCUUCAAAGAUAAAGCGACGAGGCCAAACCACAAAUUACUCAGCCUUCGAUGUGUGUUAUCAGAGUGAGGAGUACGAAGGAUUUAGUUUCGAAUGCCCUGGAUGUCAGAAAGUCGUCAUCGUGAGGUCUCCAAUCGAGAUUAAGGUAAUAUAAUUCAUUUAAAAAGUGUUAAUUAUGUAUAUUUAUGUCAUUGUUAAUGUCAUGGUUAUCAUGUUCAUUUAAUUUAUUGUUGAUUCGUAUAUGUAAGUUUAAAGGUUAAUUAAUUUGCAUUUCAGGACGGACACAUAGUGUACACGAUGAAGAAUUGUUUAGAAUGUAAUCAUGACUUAACGCCGGACCGUCCAUACCUACUAACUCGCCUUCACGAGAUUCUUCACGAACAUAUCUCUCGCUUCAACAAAGCACCGUAUGUGUGCACAGAUUCAGGUUGCGGACACGAAGAAACAGAUGUUUGCAAAUUAAACUGGACCAGCAAUAAAUACGUCCCCAAGUGCUCAAAAUGUGAUGGUACCCUUGCCAAAGAAGUAAGUUUCUUGGUGUAGUAUUAUUUUAAUUAUUGUUGUAUAAGAAUUUAAAUAAUUCAUAGUAUAAACAAGUUAGUAUGACUGACUUUAAAAUUCAUAGUCACAAAAUAAGUGACUGACGUUGUUUUAGUUCGACCUGAUCCAACUGAGCGAGCAACAACGAUCCUAUCACAAUUUGUUUGACAUCGAAACCUUUACAAAACAGGCCAAAACCAACUUGAAGAAACGUUUGGAAGAUGACCCAAACUACAAAUCAGUAAAACAAUUCUACGGCCAGUUGUUGGAGAUAGUCGACGAUCGCUGGCGACAGAACAAAGCAUCCAAAGUCGACUUGUCUAGCCUGUUUAGAGGUUUCCAACUUAAAUAG